UUAAUGCUCCAUCAAAACCUUCCCCCGUCCCCGCCAUGCAGCAACCCCGCUCGCACACCUCCAAAACAAGGGGGAGAAGAAACAAGUGAGGCGCGCCAAAUCCACUGUCCUCCCCUCGCCGUCGUCAAUGGCCUCCGUCGGUGGCGCCGCUGCGGCGGCGUCCGCCCUCUUCUUCGCCUUUCUCCUCCCCCUCCUCGCCGGCGCCUCCGAGUCCGACCACAAGUACCAAGCGGAAGCCCCGGUUACGCUCUGGGUGAACAAGGUUGGCCCCUAUAACAACCCGCAGGAGACGUACAACUACUACAGCCUUCCAUUUUGCCACAGGUCAGAUAACCCUGUGCAUAAAUGGGGAGGGCUUGGGGAGGUCCUUGGUGGGAAUGAACUGAUCGAUAGCCAGAUUGACAUAAAAUUCAAAAAGAAUGUUGAUAAGGACACCAUAUGUUCGAUGGAACUUGAUUUUGAAAAGGCCAAGCAAUUAUCGGAUGCAAUUGAGAACUCAUACUGGUUCGAAUUCUUCAUUGAUGAUUUGCCUCUGUGGGGUUUUGUUGGAGAGGCAGAUAGAAACAACGACAAUAAAUAUUUUGUUUUCACUCACAAAACUAUUUUCAUCAAAUACAAUGGCAAUCAGAUUAUCCAUGUUAAUCUUACUCAAGAAAGUCCAAAGCUUGUUGAUGCUGGUAAGGCAUUGGAUAUGACAUAUUCUGUCAAGUGGGAACCAACCAAUGUAACGUUUGCUCACCGCUUUGAUGUCUACCUUGACUAUCCUUUCUUUGAACACCAGAUUCAUUGGUUCUCAAUAUUCAAUUCUUUUAUGAUGGUUAUCUUUCUCAGUGGGCUAGUGUCGAUGAUACUGAUGCGCACUCUAAGGAAUGAUUAUGCAAAGUACGCCCGUGACGAUGAGGAUCUGGAAACCCUGGAAAGGGAUGUCAAUGAAGAAUCUGGGUGGAAGCUUGUACAUGGGGAUGUUUUCCGGCCUCCUCGCAGUUUAGCUCUUCUUUCAGCUCUUGUUGGCAUCGGUACACAGUUGUCAGCUCUUAUUCUGCUAGUGAUUAUAUUGGCAAUCAUCGGAAUGCUGUACAUUGGGCGAGGAGCCAUUGUCACGACAUUCAUUGUCUGCUAUGCCCUUACUUCAUUCAUUUCUGGAUAUGUUAGUGGCGCAUUGUACUCACGGCAUGGAGGAAAAAACUGGAUAAAGUCAAUGAUCAUGACAGCAUCGCUGUUCCCAUUUAUGUGCUUUGGAAUUGGUCUAGUGCUCAACACUGUUGCUAUAUUCUACGGAUCAUUAGCUGCCAUACCAUUUGGUACAAUGGUUGUUAUGUUCAUCUUGUGGGCCUUCAUCUCUUUUCCUCUUGCUCUUUUGGGAACUGUUGUUGGUAGAAACUGGAGCGGUGCCCCAAAUAAUCCAUGCAGAGUGAAGACUAUUCCCCGUCCUAUCCCUGAGAAGAAAUGGUACCUCACGCCUUCUGUAAUUGCUCUUAUGGGAGGACUGCUUCCUUUCGGCAGUAUCUUCAUUGAGAUGUACUUUGUCUUCACGUCGUUUUGGAAUUACAAGGUAUACUACGUGUACGGAUUCAUGUUGCUGGUCGUCUUGAUCCUCAUAAUUGUCACAAUCUGUGUAACGAUUGUUGGUACAUACUUCUUGCUAAAUGCUGAGAACUACCACUGGCAAUGGACUUCAUUCUUCUCCGCUGCUUCCACCGCUGUUUAUGUUUACCUCUACUCCAUAUAUUAUUACAACGUGAAGACCAAGAUGUCAGGAUUCUUCCAGACAAGCUUCUACUUCGGCUACACUCUGAUGUUCUGCCUAGGUUUAGGAACGCUUUGCGGUGCUGUAGGAUAUCUUGGCUCUACCUUGUUUGUGAGAAGGAUAUACAGGAAUAUAAAGUGUGACUGAAGACUGCCCCCAAUUAUAUUCCUGGGGAGUGUAUGUCAAUGCUUUGUUUUGUUGAGGGAGCAAUGAUUCUGUGGUGUAGAAGGCAAGGCAGUUUGGGAAUAUGAUCAUUCUUUGACAACAAGCUGCACUGCCGUCUUAAUUUCCUUGUCCUUUUUGUUUCCCUCUGACCCCUCUUUGGGUCAACAAAUUUUCAUGCUCAAUGAGCCAUAUAUAGUAUUUGAUCUGUUGAUGCGGCAACAUUUUGUCUUGCUCAAUUAGGUAUAUAGCCGUGAUCAUAGUUGUUGAGUAGUAAAUCUGUGGUAUAUAUGACAAUUAUUAUUCUUAAAUGAAAUGAGACCGUUGUAUACAA
This is a messenger RNA of Lolium rigidum, 2243 nucleotides long. RefSeq names its product transmembrane 9 superfamily member 1-like. Gene Ontology annotation, cellular component: membrane. The coding region runs from base 128 to 1894 and encodes 588 amino acids. Lineage: Eukaryota; Viridiplantae; Streptophyta; Magnoliopsida; Poales; Poaceae. The transcript has 12 exons. The record is from RefSeq and is a predicted model, not a curated record. Gene Ontology annotation, biological process: protein localization to membrane.